UGAAAGCAGAACCAGCCCACCAAGGAGGCGGGGCGAGGGACAGUAGAGACUGACGGAGCUGCUCUCUGAAGACCGCUGCUCUCCUCAUCCGCGGAACACGACAACAACAACAAACGGGUUGUUUUCGCACCGCAUCGGGGAUUUAAACGUGUUGGGUUCGGGUCAGCAGCAGGCGACAUCAUGACGGAACUACGACACCGCGGAGCGACCGACGCCGACCCGCCGUCAGAGGACAAGGGGUCCGAGAGCGAGCUGAAGGACGGAGCGUCCGACAGCGACUCCAAGGUGGACUCGGGCCCCCCUGAGGUGCCAGUGACGUCUGACGACACCCCAGAGGUCCUGAACAAGGCGCUGUCGGGACUCUCCUCAAGAUGGAGGAACUGGUGGGUGCGGGGGAUCCUCACCAUGGCCAUGAUCUCCUUCUUCUUCUUCAUCAUCUACAUGGGCCCCAUCGUGCUCAUGAUGAUCGUCCUCUGUGUUCAGAUCAAAUGCUUCCAGGAGAUCAUCCACAUUGGCUACAGCGUGUACCACUCCUACCAUCUUCCCUGGUUCAGAAGCCUCAGCUGGUACUUCCUGCUGUGCGUCAACUACUUCUUCUACGGAGAGACGGUCACGGACUACUUCUUCAGCCUGGUCCAGAGGGAGGAGCCUCUGCGCAUCCUCAGCAAAUACCAUCGCUUCAUCUCCUUCGCGCUCUACCUCACGGGUUUCUGUAUGUUUGUCCUCAGCCUGGUGAAGAAACACUACCGCCUGCAGUUCUACAUGUUCGGCUGGACCCACGUGACCCUGCUGAUAGUAGUGACCCAGUCCCACCUCAUCAUCCAUAACCUGUUUGAGGGGAUGAUCUGGUUCAUCGUGCCCAUUUCCUGCGUCAUCUGCAACGACAUCAUGGCCUACAUGUUCGGAUUCUUCUUCGGACGCACACCCCUCAUCAAGCUGUCCCCGAAGAAGACGUGGGAGGGAUUUAUCGGAGGGUUCUUCGCCACCGUCGUGUUCGGAAUCCUGCUGUCCUACGUGAUGGCGGGCUACCGGUACUUCGUGUGUCCCGUGGAGUUCAACAACGACACCAACCGGUUCCAGGUGGACUGCGAGCCCUCUGAACUCUUCCAGCUGACGGACUACGUCCUGCCUGCGUUCCUGGAGUCCUUCACCGGAUGGACCACGGUGAGGCUCUACCCCUUCCAGAUCCACAGUGUUGCCCUGUCGGCCUUCGCCUCCAUCAUGGGGCCCUUCGGAGGCUUCUUCGCCAGCGGCUUCAAGAGGGCCUUCAAGAUCAAGGACUUUGCCAACACCAUCCCGGGUCACGGGGGCAUCAUGGACCGCUUCGACUGCCAGUACCUGAUGGCCACCUUCGUCAACGUCUACAUCGCCAGCUUCAUCAGGGGUCCCAACCCCAGCAAGGUGAUCCAGCAGCUGCUGGCGCUGCGCCCAGACCAGCAGCUCUACAUCUUCAACUCUCUGAAGACGCACCUCACCGAGAGGGGCCUGCUGCCCGCCCUGGAGCGGGCUGCGGCCUAGAGCCCACCCCCCACCACCCACCACCACCACCUCCCCACUGCCGUGUGUGUGUGUGUGUGUGUGUGUGUGUGUGUGUGUGUGUGUGUGUGUGUGUGUGUGUGUGUGUGUGUGUGUGUGUGUGUGUGUGUGUGUGUGUGUGUGUGUGUGUGUGUGUGUGUGUGAAGAAAAUAAAAGUCCCAAGAAAUAAGAGGAAAUGUCAGGAAACGUCCCAAGAAAGGAUGAAUGAACCGUGACUUAUUGCCUCGUGUGUGUCUGCGUGUGUGUGCAGAGGUGCGUGUGUGUGUGUGUAGGGUUAGCUCAUAGAAUAGCGUGCUAUUCUUCGUUUUAACAGAUCUUCUUGCUGGGUUUUCCAGCGUCGGUAUCUCCCAGCAGUCUGUUUCUGUCUGUACGCAACCUAUCUAUACACACGUGUUAGUGUGGGAACAUGAGAUAUUGAAUAUAUCUGUGUGUGUUUGUAAUGUUUCCCGGUACCAGUUUUAUUUCGUUGGUUUGUUUCAAUGCACUGCCGCUAGACAUUUCUCACAAGCUGUUCUGCCACGCCCGCCUGUUUUUGAUUUCCCACGAUUCAGUUUCAUAUAUCUAACCCGUUGAUGUUUCUAACUCUGUUCUGUGGCGUCUGUCAUGUCGUGCUGUUAUUCUCUGGGAACAAUUCAAUCGAUGGUCCAUUAAGUUUUAUUGUGCUGCGAGUUUCUAUUGUAGAAGUAUUUUUCCUAUUCCACGCCAAACGCUGGUAGAGUUUAUCUAUCGUACGAUGAAAUGGUGUCAUUUAGUUCGUAGAUGGAGCGGACGUUUUAAAAGCAAGGCAUCACUCUCCUCCAUGUGGCCAAAAGGAGGUACUGAACACCGUUAUUGAUAUGAUGGCCAAGCAGGAUGAACGCUGUGUUGUGGGUUCAUGCUGCUGCUUGCGAUGGGCCUUGAGCCAUUGACACAUCAUUGUUUGGCUGUGCUACUCAACCAAAUGUUACAGGCUCCAUCUUAAACACUUAAGUGAGGGAUUUCAAACCAUUUGCUCUUGGAGAAAAACUAUAGAAACAGAAGGAAAGGGAAGACAGCGGGAGCAACGCUCUGUUAAAAGCGUUCUACUGUUAAACGCACUUAUCUUGUUAAAGUGGUGGACUCGGCGUGUCCCUGCUGUGGUUAGUUCUUUGUUCUCGUGGCCAUCAAGGCGCCCCCCUUGGGCUGAAGCACAUCGGGGUGAGGACGCCUCAGGUGUGUCUCCUGCACUGCCAACACUCAUUAGUCUGAGACGUCUAACCGGGGCCAUAGCCUCCAGACCAGACCAGCACCCAGACUGGGUCUGGACCAGCAACGAGACUGGUAUCGGACCAGCAACCAGACUGGUAUCGGACCAGUAUUCCAUCUGCCACUCGAUGGUUCUUCACAUUCAAAUGGUCAAAGGGUUUCUGUGUUUUUGUGAUCAUGUUUUUGUUUGGGUCAUUGUGAAGGGGGGUUUCCGUAGCGAUGUGUUCAGUUUGUUACGUGUCGUGUGUUUUCAGACGUUUAGUGGUCGAUAUGCCCCGCACUGUCCUGCUCCUGAAGCGCUUCAGCUGCCCACGCCAAAGCCCUGUCGUGUGAUUCAAAGCGUGUGGGAUCACGUUCCGUUCGUUUGAUGAGCAGAAUCCACAGGAGCAGGGCCGGUGCUGAUGGAGGUCUUCUACAAUGUUACACUUUGACCUCUGGUCUGUUGUUGCUGAUAGUGUUCCAACUCCUAAGCUAUCGGUGUGUCUGUUACAAAAUAUUCCAUUAAUUAGAUUUUUUUUUUUAAUAUAUAUACAUUAAUAUUAAAACAUUUUGCCAUCAGCUCAUGCUCUUCCAUGACAUGUUAUCCACCUCUUAUUUAUUUUGCUUUCAAGAGGGAAGCCCUCUUCACUGCUGGAUACAGAGUUCACUAUCAAAGUGAAGUAGAGGUAGAAACUUGCGUUGCGUGCAGUCUAACCCUCAGCCAUAAGGGUCUUCUGCCAAGCUGUUUGGAAAGCUCCGCUGUAACCUGGUGAGCUCACAGGUGGCUGUGCUCACCGAGAUGUGUGCUGGAUAGGUCAGUCUUAACAGCCUAUCUACUGGACUGUAGCAAAAUAGGUUAAAAAUGUCACCUAAACAACACCCCCUCUGGUGAAACACUGGUCAAGCAAUGGUUAUGAUUUCCUUCUGAUUGGCUGACUGUUAGCUUUCUCGGCACUAAUUGAACCAAUCAAACCAUUGUGUGGUUUGGCGCUGUUAUUUAGUAACUGUCAAUUUGAGCCGAGGUCCUAUCUUGUCUUGUUGACCAUUGGACAGCAAUAUUAAAAAGUUAUACCUACACAGCAUGCAUCUAACAUUUCAUUUUAUUCAUGUUUCCAUCAAUUCAAGUACUUGCUGUGCACAUUUGCAUUUGCAGAUGAUAUAAAGUAUUGCUGUGCUUUUACUUUGCUACACAAAUUUCUAUAUAUAUAUAAGAUCUAUUAUGAUCCAAUUUCAAAAGGUUUAGCCAUAGUUUGUGUUUUCCUUAAUGUAAAGAAUUUUAAAAUAUAUAUUUAAGUAUAAUGCCAAUAGCGAAGUGUGUGAAUUUUUUAAAUAUUUAUCUCAAGGGUUUUUGAUUUGUUUUGCUCAAGGUUAAGCUGGGCUUUAUAGGAAACACAAACACUUUAGCAGCCGUUAGUGCUUGACCUCAACCAGUGUGAACAGUAGAACUAGUUGUGACAUUUCUCCGUCCUGUUUUUUGGGUGACCACAAGAGGGCGCCACAUCCACCUGUCAGUGUCCGUAUGCGGAACGAAGUCCCGUCGUAGGAAGUAUUUGACCUCUUGCUGUGUCACUGUUGUUUCAAACAUUCCUCAAUUCAACGAACACCCUUGGGUUAAGAGAGCUGCACAUUCCACUGAAAAAGUUUAUGACCCAAACUGAAACCAACACAAGCACUCUUCUUCUGUUGGACGACAGACUGCCAUGGGGAAUUCACAGGAGUUGUGCGGCCUGACCUAAGAAAGGUUACAAAGUUACAUUUGCUUUAAAAUAGAUUGUGCUUAUUACUGUUCAAUAGGUUUGUGUUCAGUUGUGGGCCGCAGAAGCUGUUGUAUCUAUUUACAUGUGUUUUGCUUUUUGUUUCCUCAAAUACAAUAAAAGGAAAAAAGACAGA
Gadus morhua (Atlantic cod) is the source of this 4629-nucleotide messenger RNA. It is a transcript of the gene cds2, whose product is annotated as CDP-diacylglycerol synthase (phosphatidate cytidylyltransferase) 2. Gene Ontology annotation, molecular function: phosphatidate cytidylyltransferase activity. The record is from RefSeq and is a predicted model, not a curated record. The transcript has 13 exons. Bases 181 to 1518 code for a protein of 445 amino acids. Gene Ontology annotation, cellular component: endoplasmic reticulum membrane. Lineage: Eukaryota; Metazoa; Chordata; Actinopteri; Gadiformes; Gadidae.